This is a messenger RNA of Plutella xylostella (diamondback moth), 1019 nucleotides long. Its product is annotated as dopaminechrome tautomerase. Gene Ontology annotation, cellular component: extracellular region. Lineage: Eukaryota; Metazoa; Arthropoda; Insecta; Lepidoptera; Plutellidae. The record is from RefSeq and is a predicted model, not a curated record.
AUGGCCUGGAGCGGUGGUCCAGCGCGCCUGGAGUGCGACCAUGCCGCUGAAAUGUUGAUGCUGAAAGGGCAACACGUGAAGGAGAAUGUGAUUGCUGUCAAAGCUAUUGCAUAUAAGGAUGACGUCUACGUUCUUACUCCUAGACUCAAGCGCGGUGUGUUAGCGACAAUUUGGCUCGUGGUAGCGGCGUCCAGGGGGGUGGAGCUGCAGCCCUACCCUGACCUGAGCAGCCACGCCGUCGGCGACUGUCGCAAGCUGCAGAACGCUGUCGACUUCUAUCUUGACCAUUUUGGCAACCUAUGGGUCCUCGAUAGCGGCAUCAUCGAGACGCUCGGGCAGCCGCUCUGCACCUGCCAGCCCAAGGUGCUGGUGCUCAGCCUGCUGCUACACCAGGCCACCCGCGAGCUGGACCUGGCAGGGCUGGUGCAGCCCGCCUCGCUGCUGCAGGGGAUUGUCGUGGAGUAUGGGAUCGAUGGGAAACAGUUUGUCUACAUCUCAGACGCGUCAAGAGGCGCCAUCAUAGUGUACGACGUGUCAGCCGGCACUGGCUGGUCAGUUCUAGCGUGCGCGCCCGCGGCCGGACUCCAGCUGGCCAUCAUCAAGAGAGCCCUGGGUCACGCGGCGUUGGUCCUCGUGAGGAUUCCCCACGCGGGUCUCAUUGAGCUGGAUACUGGAGCGCUUAGGAGACAGGAGACUUUGGCUCCGCUUAGACUAUUCGAGGAGCACACCCACAUAAUAAUCCUGGGCGCGUCCGCCCACCACGUCUUCCUUCGCCUCGCCUCGUCCACCGACGUGCUAUCCUGGGACACAAAAGCCGCGUUCGACUCGCACCACUUGGAAACCAUCCACUCCUCAGUGCCGAGUCUACUACCGACAUCUGUUGCCGUUGAUCCGUUGCUACACACGAUCAUUGUGCUCGAUUCUAACUACCCUGACACGGUGCAAGGGAAUGGCCCUACGUAUCAUAGGAUCAGUUUUGUCGAUAAGAUUAUUUAUUGAUUUGUAAAUUAAACAGUUAU